Molecule: messenger RNA, 1805 nt
Organism: Alosa sapidissima (American shad)
Lineage: Eukaryota; Metazoa; Chordata; Actinopteri; Clupeiformes; Clupeidae
Product: tubulin alpha chain-like
Exons: 4
Coding region: 129-1481 (450 amino acids)
Biological process (GO): mitotic cell cycle; microtubule cytoskeleton organization
Cellular component (GO): cytoplasm; microtubule
Molecular function (GO): structural constituent of cytoskeleton; GTP binding
Source: RefSeq, a predicted model, not a curated record
GACUACUUCCUGCCCCUCCCCUGGGCUGCCGGGACAGCAUAUAACCCCCGCUCAGCCCGCCCUCCCACAUAACUCCCUUCACCAUCCGAAUCCUCGACGUCGGUCUUUGAAGGAAAAAAUCUGACAAAAUGCGUGAGUGUAUUUCCAUACAUGUCGGUCAGGCCGGAGCCCAGAUGGGCAAUGCAUGCUGGGAGCUGUACUGUCUGGAGCAUGGAAUCCAGCCGGACGGCCAGAUGCCCAGCGACAAAACCAUCGGAGGAGGAGAUGACUCCUUCAACACCUUCUUCAGCGAGACUGGAGCAGGAAAACACGUCCCUCGUGCUGUCUUUGUGGACCUGGAGCCCACUGUCAUUGAUGAGGUGCGCACGGGCACCUACCGGCAGCUGUUCCACCCUGAGCAGCUCAUCACAGGCAAAGAGGACGCUGCCAACAAUUACGCCCGGGGCCACUACACCAUCGGCAAGGAGAUCAUCGACCUGGUCCUCGACAGAACCCGCAAACUGGCUGACCAGUGCACAGGUCUCCAGGGCUUCCUCAUCUUCCACAGCUUCGGUGGAGGCACCGGCUCCGGCUUCACCUCCCUGCUGAUGGAGCGUCUCUCUGUCGACUACGGAAAGAAGUCCAAGCUGGAGUUCGCUGUCUACCCAGCCCCCCAGGUGUCCACCGCAGUGGUGGAGCCCUACAACUCCAUCCUGACCACCCACACCACCCUGGAGCACUCCGACUGUGCCUUCAUGGUGGACAAUGAGGCCAUCUAUGACAUCUGCCGCAGAAACCUGGACAUCGAACGCCCCACCUACACCAAUCUCAACAGGCUGAUUGGCCAGAUUGUGUCCUCCAUCACUGCCUCACUCCGUUUCGAUGGUGCCCUGAACGUGGACCUGACAGAGUUCCAGACCAACUUGGUGCCCUACCCUCGUAUUCACUUCCCCCUGGCCACCUACGCCCCAGUCAUCUCCGCUGAGAAGGCCUACCACGAGCAGCUGUCUGUUGCUGACAUCACCAAUGCCUGCUUCGAGCCAGCCAAUCAGAUGGUGAAGUGUGAUCCUCGUCACGGCAAGUACAUGGCCUGCUGUCUGCUGUACCGUGGAGAUGUGGUGCCCAAAGAUGUCAACUCCGCCAUCGCCACCAUCAAGACCAAGCGCACCAUCCAGUUCGUGGACUGGUGCCCCACUGGCUUCAAGGUGGGCAUCAACUACCAGCCCCCCACUGUGGUACCCGGUGGUGACCUGGCCAAGGUGCAGAGGGCCGUGUGCAUGUUGAGCAACACCACCGCCAUCGCCGAGGCCUGGGCCCGGCUGGACCACAAGUUCGACCUGAUGUACGCCAAGCGCGCCUUCGUGCACUGGUAUGUGGGGGAGGGCAUGGAGGAGGGCGAGUUCUCCGAGGCCAGAGAAGACAUGGCCGCCCUGGAGAAGGAUUACGAGGAGGUGGGCACAGACAGCGUCGGGGAGGAAGAUGAAGAGGGCGAGGAGUACUAAGAAGGGCCCUCUUGUUGACCCCCCCAACACCAACACCCAUUAGCCCCUCCCCCCCCAACACCAACACCCAUUAGCUCCCCCCCCCCCCCCAACACCAACACCGACGACCACCCCAACCAGUAACCUCCAAUAUUGAUCUUAUGGCUCCAGCUCCCAACAGCUGAUAUAAAAUGAGUGCGGUCUCUUUGUUGUAGCUUGUCUCCACGGGCAGGCUGAGUAUCAACGGAACGCGCUCCUGUGUCUGUAAGCACAUUCCUCUAAGCUAGAACAUUCCUACAGAUGGGUCAACGUUUUCAAUAAAAACAAAACUAAAAAUCUUAAAAA